This is a messenger RNA of Acomys russatus (golden spiny mouse), 5571 nucleotides long. RefSeq names its product ring finger and CCCH-type domains 2 (gene Rc3h2). Bases 286 to 3825 code for a protein of 1179 amino acids. The record is from RefSeq and is a predicted model, not a curated record. The transcript is spliced from 21 exons. Gene Ontology annotation, molecular function: metal ion binding. NCBI's taxonomy places the organism in Eukaryota, Metazoa, Chordata, Mammalia, Rodentia, Muridae.
GAGGAGAAGGAGAAGGAGGCGGAGGGAGGGAGGAGGAGGAGGCCCCGUCGCGGCCUUCGCCGCCGCCAACGGGGCUGUCCCUGUAGCUCCCGAUGGAGUUUGAGGCCCUGAAACCGCCGCCGAGCUCUGCCCCGGCGAGACGAGGCGCCUCCGUCGCCGAGCCGCGCCGUCGCGGGGCUCCCGGGAGCGGCCCUUAGCGACCCCGCCCGGGCCCCUCAGCUUACAGAACACUACACAGUAAAAUAAUGAUGUGCUAGACUGCUAACCCGAGCAUCAGCUUCCACAAUGCCUGUGCAGGCAGCUCAAUGGACAGAGUUUCUGUCCUGUCCAAUCUGCUAUAAUGAAUUUGAUGAGAAUGUGCACAAACCCAUCAGUUUAGGUUGUUCACACACAGUUUGCAAGACCUGCUUAAAUAAACUUCACCGAAAAGCGUGUCCUUUUGACCAGACUGCCAUAAACACAGACAUUGAUGUGCUCCCUGUCAACUUUGCACUUCUUCAGUUAGUUGGAGCCCAGGUACCAGAUCAUCAAUCAAUAAAGUUAAGUAAUAUAGGUGAGAAUAAACACUAUGAAGUGGCAAAAAAAUGUGUUGAGGAUUUGGCACUCUACUUAAAACCACUAAGUGGUGGUAAAGGUGUAGCUAGUUUGAACCAGAGUGCCCUGAGCCGUCCAAUGCAAAGGAAACUGGUUACACUUGUAAACUGUCAACUGGUGGAGGAAGAAGGUCGUGUCAGAGCCAUGCGAGCGGCUCGCUCACUAGGAGAAAGAACUGUGACAGAACUGAUACUGCAGCAUCAGAACCCUCAGCAGCUGUCUGCCAACCUGUGGGCUGCUGUCAGGGCUCGAGGAUGCCAGUUUCUAGGGCCAGCUAUGCAAGAAGAAGCCUUAAAGUUGGUAUUGCUGGCAUUAGAAGAUGGUUCUGCCCUCUCAAGGAAAGUUCUGGUACUUUUUGUUGUGCAAAGACUAGAACCAAGAUUUCCUCAGGCAUCAAAAACAAGUAUUGGUCACGUUGUGCAGCUACUGUACCGAGCUUCUUGUUUUAAGGUUACUAAAAGGGAUGAAGACUCUUCCCUGAUGCAGCUAAAGGAGGAAUUUCGGAGUUAUGAGGCACUGCGAAGAGAGCAUGAUGCCCAAAUUGUUCAUAUUGCCAUGGAAGCAGGACUCCGUAUUUCACCUGAGCAAUGGUCCUCACUGCUGUAUGGGGACUUGGCUCAUAAAUCACACAUGCAGUCUAUCAUUGAUAAGCUACAGUCUCCAGAAUCAUUUGCAAAGAGUGUCCAGGAAUUGACAAUUGUUUUGCAGCGAACAGGUGACCCAGCUAAUUUAAAUAGACUGAGGCCUCAUUUAGAGCUUCUUGCAAACAUAGACCCUAAUCCAGAUGCUGUUUCACCAACUUGGGAGCAGUUGGAAAAUGCAAUGGUAGCUGUUAAAACAGUGGUUCAUGGUCUUGUGGACUUCAUACAAAAUUAUAGUAGGAAAGGCCACGAAACACCCCAGCCUCAGCCAAACAGCAAGUACAAAACCAGCAUGUGCCGAGAUUUGCGACAACAAGGGGGUUGUCCACGAGGAACAAAUUGUACAUUUGCCCAUUCUCAGGAAGAACUUGAAAAGUACCGAUUGAGGAACAAAAAGAUGAGCGCGACUGUAAGAACGUUUCCUCUUCUGAAUAAAGUUGGUGUAAACAGCACUGUCACAACCACAGCCGGAAAUGUCAUUUCUGUCAUAGGAAGUACUGAAACAACUGGGAAAAUUGUUCCAAGUGCAAAUGGAAUUUCAAAUGCAGAAAGCAGUGUUUCCCAGUUAAUCCCACGAAGUGCUGACAGUGCAGUACGGACUCUGGAGACUGUGAAGAAAGUUGGGAAGGUUGGCACUAAUGGCCAGAAUGCUGCUGGGCCCUCUGCAGAGACUGUGUCUGAAAAUAAAAUUGGUUCUCCACCCAAGACUCCUGUAAGUAAUGCAGCAGCUACCUCCACUGGGCCCUCUAAUUUUGGAACAGAGCUGAAUUCCAUGCCUCCCAAAUCCAGCCCAUUUCUAACUAGAGUUCCAGUAUAUCCUCAGCAUUCUGAAAACAUUCAGUAUUUUCAAGAUCCAAGGACUCAGAUACCUUUUGAGGUCCCACAAUAUCCACAAACAGGAUACUACCCACCACCUCCAACGGUACCAGCUGGUGUGACUCCCUGUGUUCCUCGCUUUGUGAGGUCCAAUAACGUUCCAGAGUCCUCCCUCCCACCUGCUUCCAUGCCAUAUGCUGAUCAUUACAGUACAUUUUCCCCUCGAGAUCGAAUGAAUUCUUCUCCUUACCAACCUCCUCCUCCGCAGCAGUAUGGACCAGUUCCCCCAGUACCCUCUGGAAUGUAUGCUCCUGUGUAUGACAGCAGGCGCAUCUGGCGCCCAGCUAUGUACCAACGAGAUGACAUUAUUAGAAGCAAUUCUUUACCUCCAAUGGAUGUGAUGCACUCAUCUGUCUAUCAGACAUCUUUACGGGAAAGAUACAACUCAUUAGAUGGAUAUUAUUCGGUGGCGUGUCAGCCACCAAAUGAGCCAAGGACGACUGUGCCUUUACCAAGGGAACCUUGUGGUCAUUUGAAGACCAGUUGUGAGGAACAGUUAAGAAGAAAGCCAGAUCAGUGGGCACAGUACCAUACUCAGAAAGCACCUGUCUCUUCUACUCUUCCUAUGGCAACACAGUCACCAACACCACCUUCUCCUCUAUUCAGUGUAGACUUCCGAUCAGAUUUCUCUGAGAGUGUGAGUGGCACAAAAUUUGAGGAAGACCAUCUUUCCCAUUAUUCUCCCUGGUCUUGUGGCACCAUAGGCUCUUGUAUUAAUGCCAUUGAUUCAGAGCCCAAAGAUGUAAUUGCUAAUUCAAAUGCUGUGCUAAUGGACCUGGACAGUGGGGAUGUUAAGAGAAGAGUGCAUUUAUUUGAAACUCAGAGAAGGACAAAGGAAGAAGACCCAAUUAUUCCCUUUAGUGAUGGACCUAUUAUCUCAAAAUGGGGUGCAAUUUCCCGAUCCUCCCGAACAGGUUACCAUACAACAGAUCCUGUCCAGGCCACUGCUUCCCAAGGAAGUGCAACUAAGCCCAUCAGUGUAUCAGAUUAUGUCCCUUAUGUCAAUGCUGUUGAUUCAAGGUGGAGUUCAUAUGGCAGUGAGGCCACCUCAUCAGCACACUACAUUGAACGGGACAGAUUCAUUGUUACUGAUUUAUCUGGACAUAGAAAGCAUUCCAGUACCGGAGACCUUUUGAGCAUUGAGCUUCAGCAGAGGGAGGCUAAUGCUCUGGCCAUGCAGCAGAAGUGGAAUUCCCUGGAUGAAGGUCGUCACCUUACUUUAAAUCUUCUCAGCAAAGAAAUUGAACUGAGAAACGGAGAGAAUGAUUAUACAGAAGACACAGUAGAUACGAAGCCUGAUAGGGAUAUUGAGUUAGAGCUUUCAGCACUUGAUACUGAUGAACCUGAUGGACAAAGUGAACAAAUUGAAGAAAUCCUGGAUAUACAACUUGGUAUUGGUUCUCAAAAUGAUCAGUUACUAAAUGGAACAGCAGUGGAAAAUGGCCAUCCAGUCCAGCAGCACCAAAAGGACCCAGUAAAGCAGAAGAGACACAGUUUAGGUGAAGACCGUGUGAUUCUGGAGGAGCAAAAAACAAUUCUGCCGGUAACAUCUUGCUUUAGCCAGCCACUCCCAGUGUCUAUUAGCAGUGCAAGCUGCCUCCCCAUCACCACAUCUGUCAGUGUUGGCAACCUCAUUCUGAAAAAUCACGUUACGUCUGAAGAUAAAAACGACUUUUUAAAACCUAUUGCAAAUGGGAAGAUGGUUAACAGCUGAAAGGAGGCUCAUCUUUCAAACUUGUGACCACACCAUGGAAGCAUUUACACUAGCUUUUUAUAUAUAUAAUAUAUAUUAUAUAAUGUAUAUUUUUUUUAAAAAAAAGAUAUUACUGAGGGCAUCCAUUUCCUGUGGACUCUUUGAUACUUCAAGCCCUCCUGCAUUAGCAUUAUGAAAAAAAAAAAGAAAAUUUACUUUACUAGGGUAAUGUUCACUUUCCAGAAAUUAUUGGAAUUUGGACAACAUUUAACUUAAGCUUCAAGCAGCUUUUUAUGAGUUUGUAGCAAUCCGGUGCAGUAACUGAGCCAUUUCCUAUUUUAAAUGGCUUCUACAGUAAAUUAACAACUCAGUUAUUAAACUAGCAGGAUCCUACAAUGAUACAUCUAGUGAAAGUAGAGUUAAUUAACUAACUUAUUUCUAUUUUAUGUUUCACUGAGAGAAAUUUCCAUCUCAUUCCAGCUGCUUUAUUUAUCAUUUUCAUUGGACUUUGCAUGGAAUUUUCUUUUUCUGUCUUUUUUUUUUUUUUUUUUAAGAGUGGAGUUAGAUGUUCUUACCAUAGAGUUUUACAGGGUUAUAUAAUAGCUUUCUUUACUGCAUUAUAUGUAGAAGUGUGGUGCAGUGCUUUUAUCUGUAGCAUUUAAUUUUUUAAUUUUCCAUUUUUCAAGAAUAGUUCUGCUUUGUUAAUAUUUAUACACAGGCUACUUGUUGAAGUAAUUAAUUAAAAAUAUAACCAGUGCCUAAGUCUUUCAGCUGAUGUACUAGAUAUUAAAUUCUCCUAAGUUAUGCAGAAUCGUUUUUACAAUUUUGAUAAAUUAUGCACUAAUGUAAUGGCAAUUUUUUAAAAUGCAGAUUUAAGCCUGUACAUUAUUGAAUCUGAUGACUUGGCAAAAGAAUCAGGUGCUUUCAGCUUUCUUGAGAAAACCCUGUAUGUAGCGUUUGCACUGACUAACAAGAUGGUAUUGCUGGGUCUUUAAUUUAAAGAAAUAAUUUGGUGUUCAUUGCAUUAUUUUAGUUAGAUAUUGUUUAUUGUUACUUCAUGUUGGGUUUAAUUUUCCUUGUUUUCUGACUGUUAGGUUGACAAGACUUUGAACCAUGUAGUAGUAGAACAUUGGCUAACAUUUACCCAUACUUAAAAACAUGAAUAAUUUUUGCCUUGCCAUAAUGUGACUGAAAUAUUCAUUGGCAUCAACCAGCCAUGCCCCAGAUUUUGUGGGUGGUGUUUUAUUGAAGCUUAAAUUUCAGUCAACAUUUGAAAACAAAAGCUGGGCAUUCCUUCCGGGUAGUAAUCCUAUAGUUUGUCUUUUUGUUCUUUCUCCAUUUCUUUAAGAUUAGUUUGACUUUAUUAUUUUUUAAUUAACUUCUGUGAAGUUGUUUACUCUGAAAAUUGUACUGGAAUAUUUUAAGCCAAGCUGAUCUUUCACCAGGUGUACUGUAUGUAAGGGCUUCUCCUGCUAGCAAGAUGCUUAAACAGGAUCAUGUUAUUGGUCGUCUGAGCUAUUUAGUUAUUUUACAAAAACCACAGCAUUGUAUCAGAGAAGAUUUUGAUAAAAGUUUUGUGCACAUUUCCAGGGGUGGGAGGGUUGACAUUUCCCUGAAAUUUCUUGAUUGGAAUGAGUAAAUACUGGUGUUUGAUACCUGUCUUAAUGAACAUGCUCAUAAGGUGACUGAUAAGUUGUAAAUAAUACCUGAGAAACAAAGGGGUAGUUUUGAUAUUCUGGUGUCAGUAUGGAAGAUCUUACACAUUUA